UCCAAGGGAAUGCCUGGGAGACCGGCUACCUCCUCUUACCGAUGCGCGUGGCCGACUGUGUGUGGCACGCCUCUGCCCCGGAAGGACAACACAUCCAACUGAGAGUCACUGUCAUGGAAACGGAUGCAGAUGAAGAGUUCAGAGUUUAUGACCAUGGGACAUCCGUUGAUGACCAGUACCUCGUAUCCACAAUUCGAGGGUAUCCGUAUAUGGACGUCAAAGCAAUCAUGUCAUCUGGCCAGGGUUUAACAGUCAGAUACACAGCGUACCAAGGAAGAGAAAACGACCCUAGUUUUCGAUUCUUUGCGCUGGUCACCACCCUGCCCACACAAUUUUCGCGGAACGAAGAGGCUUGCGGAGGUCGCGUGCUGCUGACCGAGACUGAACAGACUACGAUCGUAGCCCCGUAUAACCUUCCUAAUACCGGUCCUCAUGCAUACUGGUUUCAAACGACAGGGAGAGCUUUCAGAGGUGACGGAGAAGUAUCCUGUGUCUGGACAAUAGUGGCGCCGCCCAACAGGAAGGUCCAAGUGACAUGGGACCAUACAGACACGCUGAAUGAAAAAGUCGGCAUCUACGAUCACGAAACUGUAUCCGGCGACCACGAGGUGACCAGGCUCCAGGGGGUGAUUGACUGGCAGAUGCCUGUCUUCACAUCAUCUGGUAGCGUGAUCGUGCUCUAUCUCAAACAGGACGGUCUCCAGCCCGACGUCGGGAACGGGUUCCGCGUUACUCUGCAAUCAACAGACGCUGUCAAUGUUCAGCCUGGCUGCGGUGGCUCUAUCGCCUUGGAUGAAAAUGGUCUGGCCACUGCGACCAUUCGCUCACCCUAUUAUGACGUCACAGAAACUACGGGCUCCAGCAUCAUGUGUUGGUGGUUCAUCACUGCUCCAUACGGCAAUCAGGUCCAAGUCGACAUCAAUGACGUCACAACGACCACCAACGAGAGGGUAAGAAUCACCGACGGGGCGACGCCAUCGGAUAAUCCAUCGUUCGAGCAUACGUUCACCGGGACAGUCACAGUGGAGGAAAGGCUGUAUUCUGGGGCCGGAGGUGUCAUCAUUGCUCUGGAAGAUCUUUCUGUUGCUGGACCGAACGGACGUGGGUUUUCUCUGGAGGUAUCCAUCGCAGGACCUGGCUAUUGCGAGAUCGUGGGUGACCCCCACUACACUUCCUUCGACGGGAAGCGGUUCGACUUUCAAGGUGACUGCGAAUACACCCUGGCAAAACCGUGCACACCGGAAACCGAUCAACUACCCGACUUCCAUCUCUGGGGGAACAACGUCAAAUGGACACCUUCAUCGAGGGUAUCUCUUCUAAGGCAGAUGUUCUUGAGCUACAAUGGAUCGACGUACUCCAUCGGCCAGCCGUCGGGUCGGACUAUCCGCGUUGAUGGGGUCCAAGUGACCGCCCCCGUGAACCAGAACGGUGUGUCCAUCACGUACGCAUACCCACUUCUGAUCAUUGAGACAGAGUUCGGAUUGAGAGUCACGUACGAUGGAGCCCAUUUUGGAAGGGUGUUCCUCAGCCCAGCGUUCGCCGGCAGGACUUGUGGUUUGUGUGGAAACUUUGACGGCAACACAGACAAUGAUUUCACUUUGCCUGAUGGAACAGUGACAGAUGACGUCAACCUGUUCGGAUUUAAAUGGAGUGCGGACGAAGACUUCUGUACCCUGAGCAUGGACCCUACGAACGAUCCGUGUGAACAAGACGCGGCCCUAGCCGCCCGGAUAGAACGGACCUGUGCGAUCUUUGACCCCGUCAGGAAUGGAGGUAUCUUUGGAGACUGUUCCACCUAUGUUGACCACUUCAACUACUUUACGUCCUGUCAAUUUGAUCUCUGCUACACACAUGAACUGAACAAAGUCAUCUGCGCCAGCGUACAGGAGUACAUCAUACUCUGCCAGACCAGAAACCCUGGCGCUGUCAUCGGAGAAUGGAGAAACCUUAUAGAGCAAUGUUCUUUCGAUUGUCCAGAAGGAACUGAAUAUCGGAUGUGUGGUACCGCCUGCCCCAACACCUGUGCCGACAGAACGGCGGCCGAGAACUGCCCGCGGCCCUGCCAUGAGACAUGCUUGUGCCCCGAUGAGUUGGUGCUGGAUGGUGAAAAGUGUGUCGCGGUCGAAGAUUGCGGAUGCACCCUGCCUAACAAUGUCUACCUCUCUUCUGGGGACAUCUGGAUUACCCCCGAAACGUGCGAGGAAAGAUGUGGGUGUGAAGGGGGAGUCGUGACGUGCCAACCUCUCGGCUGUGGAGAGAAUGAGGCAUGCGUCGUGAGGAAUGGAGCCAGGGGUUGUUACUGCCAAGACAACUUCAUCCUCAACAAUGAUGGAGAAUGCGUACAAGCACCUGCUACCUGCACCAUCUCCGGUGACCCUCACUACACGACCUUUGACCGGUUCACCCAUCACUUCCAAGGUGACUGCAUGUACACCCUGGUGAGGCCCUGCCAAGCCUCUGACCUCUACCCGGACUUCCACAUCUGGGGGGACACCAUCAAGACGAGCCCUGCCGCCACCGUCGCCUACCUGCAGACAGUCUUUCUGCUUCUCAACGACACCACGUAUACGCUAGCUCAGGGCAAGGCUUUCCUGGUCGAUGGCGUGGCGAAGUCCAGCGUCAACUACCAGGACGGAUCUGUCCGUGUUUGGUCCGAUGCUAGCUUUCUGACCCUGGAGACGGAAUUCGGCGUCACGAUUCAGUUUAAUGGUGGCUCUAUAGCCUACAUCCAAGUAUCUCAGGAGUUCUGGAAUAACACAUGUGGUCUUUGUGGAAACUUUGACGGCGUCAGCUCAAACGAAUAUACAACGAGUGAUGGAAAUUUGACUGGUAGUGUGGACGUGUUCGGUAAUAGUUGGCAGACAGGUCCCGAAGAAUGCCAGGGUAUCGUCACUCCACCCAAUCCUUGCGAUGUGAAUCCUGUUGCCCAAAUAGCGGCUCACGGAGCCUGCAACAACCUCAAUAAUCUCAACGGACCGUUCCAGACUUGCUUGGACUUUGCGGACCCGAGCGAUACGUACACGUCAUGUGUCUUUGACGCAUGCGUACUUGGUGCCGACAAUGACGCGGUAUGUGACCAUUACGAGCAGUACGCACAGAUUUGUCAAACUCUUGGACAGCAAGCCGGUGAUUGGAGGACUCCUCUAGCACAAUGCGCCUUCACCUGUCCUGCAAAUCAAGAAUACAACCCAUGCGGCUCGCCAUGCCCUGCUACCUGCACCAACCCGACGGCCCCCGAUACUUGCCCGACACCUUGUCGUGAAACGUGCACCUGCCCCGAGGGGCUACUGUUCGAUGGGGAGUCAUGCAUUGAACCAGACCAAUGUGGAUGCAGUUACGAGGGUUCAUACUAUUCCAACGGGGUGACUUGGACUAGUGUGGACUGUAUGACGUCAUGCUCGUGUGUGUCAGGUGACGUAGUGUGCGGUACAAACACGUGUCAACCGAGUGAGGAGUGUGCACUGGACGCUCAAGGAGUACCGGGAUGCUACUGCCGACCGGGGCUUAACCGCACCGAGGGCGUAUGCGUUGGAGAGAUUCCGCCAUCUGCAGAGAUACGCGUUGCUUGUGACGGGUUCGCUAUGUCCGCCAAUGUGAACGAUGCAGCUAUCAUAGAAGAUAUCGAACGAGAUGACUUUACCGCUGCAGAUGUGGUGUGCGGUGUGUUCACCUAUGAUCAGACCGCGUUCACAUUCGAGAAGUUCUUCGAGUCGUGCGACGAACAUAUCGCUCGAGCAGAGGUAUCAGAGAAUGAUGUUAUCUUCGCUGAUGUCGCCACUGCGCCACUAGAUGUACUCACUGUGGGAGCAGCGAAUCCGGGGGAGGAUAACGCCCGAACCGCCAUCUUCUGUGAAUUCCGACCUGUGUUAGCCUAACUCUGAUACAGGUGUCUUAAUAAGCUACUUUGGGGACAAAAGGACCCCCAAAUAUCCACAGAUCUGUUACACAUGGAGACGUCCCAGUUUGUGCAUUUUAGAAUAAUCACUUCCAAAGUGAUGGAUGUGCUUCAUGAA
Strongylocentrotus purpuratus (purple sea urchin) is the source of this 4013-nucleotide messenger RNA. RefSeq names its product zonadhesin. NCBI's taxonomy places the organism in Eukaryota, Metazoa, Echinodermata, Echinoidea, Camarodonta, Strongylocentrotidae. Gene Ontology annotation, molecular function: protein binding. Gene Ontology annotation, cellular component: extracellular matrix. The transcript has 20 exons. The coding region runs from base 42 to 3875 and encodes 1277 amino acids. The record is from RefSeq and is a predicted model, not a curated record.